Molecule: messenger RNA, 2579 nt
Organism: Fukomys damarensis (Damara mole-rat)
Lineage: Eukaryota; Metazoa; Chordata; Mammalia; Rodentia; Bathyergidae
Gene: Sppl2c
Product: signal peptide peptidase like 2C
Exons: 1
Coding region: 71-2203 (710 amino acids)
Biological process (GO): membrane protein proteolysis
Cellular component (GO): lysosomal membrane; Golgi-associated vesicle membrane; lumenal side of endoplasmic reticulum membrane
Molecular function (GO): aspartic endopeptidase activity, intramembrane cleaving
Source: RefSeq, a predicted model, not a curated record
CCCCAGGGAAGAGAGUUGGGCUCUGGCGGGCAGCUCCCCCUUGGGAUGACACAGCAGGCGGCUGAGGGAGAUGGCGAGCCUGGGUUCCCUCCUCCUGGUGGCCUCGCUCCUCCUUGGAAGCCCCGCGGCCCAGGGGGAGCACGGUGUGAUCCAUGUGGUGUCAGGGGCCUGGAGCAAAGACUACUGCAUCCUGUUCAGCUCUGACUAUGUCACCCUGCCCCGGGAACUGCGCCAUGCCCCACUCCUGCCCCUAUACGACGGCACCAAGGUAUCUUGGUGCCCAGGCGAGGACCCCUUCCACAAGGCCCAGACCAGCUUCUCCAGACCACAGUCCCUCCGCCACACCACUGCCAUGGCCAUGAGGGGCAACUGCAGCUUCUACGACAAGGGCUGGCUGGCUCAGGGCCAAGGAGCCCAUGGGCUGCUCAUCGUGAGCCGGCUCGGUGACCAGCAGUGUUGCGAUACCACCUCGGUGUCCCCGGACCUGCACCAGCCCCUGCCGGACCUCACCAUCCCUGUGGCUGUGCUUCGCUACACAGACAUGCUGGACAUCCUCAGGCACACACACGGGGCCGCCACUGUGCGUGUGGCCAUGUAUGCGCCCCCAGAGCCCGUCAUCGACUACAACCUGGUUGUCAUCUUCAUCCUGGCUGUGGGCACCGUGGCCGUGGGUGGCUACUGGGCUGGCACGAUGGAGGCUGCUUGGCUGCAGCGGCGACGGGCCCGACGAGGAGGAGGGGGGCCUGAUGGUCACCAUGAGCCACGGGCCGUGGCAGCCGAGGGAUCCGCAGGGGUCCCCGAGGACAAAGGCAAUGAAGACUGUCCAGUGGACUUCACAGUGGCCACUGCAGGUGCCGCAGUCACUAUGUCCUUCUCCAUCGUGGUCCUGCUCUACUUCUUCUACGACUACUUUGUCUACGUCAUGAUUGGGAUCUUUGGCCUGGGUGCCAGCACAGGCCUCUACAGUUGCCUGGUUCCCCUCACGCAACACCUGCCAUUGCGGGGAUACCAGCGGCCCCUCCCUGGCCACUGGGCCUACCUGCAGCUGCCCCAGCUGCUGCUAGCGGGCCUGUGCACCCUGGUAACUCUCCUCUGGGUCACCUACCGCAAUGAGGACCGCUGGGCAUGGCUUCUGCAGGACACGCUGGGCGUGGCUUACUGCAUCUUUGUCCUGCAGCGAGUGCGGCUGCCCACACUCAAGAACUGCACUUGCUUCCUGCUGACACUGCUGGCCUCUGAUGUCUUCUUUGUGUUCAUCACGCCCCUCUUCACCAAGACUGGCAAGAGCAUGAUGCUGGAGGUUGCCUCAGGCCCGGCAGAUUCCUCGAGCCACGAGAGGCUGCCCAUGAUGCUCAAAGUGCCCCGGCUGCGUGCCUCUGCCUUGACGCCAUGUGACCAGCCCUUCUCCAUCCUCGGCUUUGGUGAUAUCGUGGUCCCUGGCUUCCUGGUUGUCUACUGUCACCGCUUUGACGUGCACAUCCGCUCGCAUCAGGUCUACUUUGUAGCCUGCACCAUAGCCUACGCCGUGGGCCUGAUGGUCACCUUCUUGGCCAUGACUGUCAUGGAGAUGGGCCAGCCUGCCCUGCUCUACUUAGUGUCCAGUACCCUGCUCACCAGUCUGGCUGUGGCUGCCCGCCGCCAAGAGCUCACCCUCUUCUGGACUGGCCAGAGCAGACCUCAGGUGCCAGCUCAGCCUGUGGCAGGGGUCUGUGUUGUCCCUGAGAGUUGCUCCAAGCAGAGACAGGAGGGCAUAGCCAGUGAGUCUGAGUGGGCCGCUGACCAAAGGGCAGGGGACUUGGACAGCAGCUCUGGGGAAGACACAGUCGACGUGGCCACCUUAUCUGAAAAUGAAGCCACCAGUCAGGAGGGCCACAGUGAGAACUCGGAGGGCUGGAGCAAUGCCAACCUGGAUCCUGAUGACCUGUCUUCUGCCUCCUCCAGGGCUGCGGAGGAUCUGAGGCCACUGAUGCCGGCCGGUGGCCUUGUUGAUCCCACUGAUUCCACCACCCUCAGAGCUGGGCCACAUCCAUGCUCAGGCCCAGGCCCAGGAUGCCAGCCUACCCUGGAUAGGACUCCACAGGAGGAAGGGCUUGAAGGUAAAGAAGAGCAUGUCGACGCAGGCUCCCCUGUGAACCGCAGCCCCUGUGACCUGGGCCUGCGAAAGCGCUGGCACGACAUUGCAGAGCAAAGCCAUAUGUGUUGAAAAAGAUCGGGGCAUUAGAGAAACUCUGUACCUAGUUGAGGAGCCUCUUUGCUUGUUAGGAUUGUAAGAGGGCAGCAACCACAGAGUAAGUCUGUGCAAAGCUAGGGGGCUCUCUAAAAAUGUGUACCACUCCCAAACUGUGCAAAGGAGAAACAGGCUGAGAGAAGGCAUACGACUGGUACCAGUUUACCCAGGUCAGGAAUCGCUCGCAGAGCUCACUGGGCCUCUAUUCCCCCUCUCCCUACUUGCCCAGCCCCUCAAGCCAUUGAUUGCCCCAAUUCUGUAGUCUGGCAGGGAGUCCCUAACAUAUCCCUGAUACCACCCCAAGCCUUGUUGCCCAUCCUCUGCCCAUACUCAGGCCAAAUGGAACAGGGGU